Molecule: messenger RNA, 3990 nt
Organism: Entamoeba invadens IP1
Lineage: Eukaryota; Evosea; Mastigamoebida; Endamoebidae
Exons: 5
Coding region: 1-3990 (1329 amino acids)
Source: RefSeq, a predicted model, not a curated record
AUGUGUGUAUCAUGCAAAAAGAAAAUCCACAAUUAUGAGAAAUGCAACAGUGAUAACGUCGAUACGCAAUGUCUUUUAUGUUCGAAUGGGUUUUACUCGAAUGGACCACAGUGUGUUAAAUGCGACACGUCUUGUGGGGAUGAGGGGUGUGUCAAUGGGAAGUGCACCAACUGCAAAGACAAUAAAAUUUUAGACAAAAGUGGAAAGUGUGUUGAACCAACAAAUUGUGACAGUGUUGACAACAGUAAAUGUGCUGUCUGCAAAGACGGUUAUUAUUUGUACAACAACAUUUGUGUUCAAAAAGCGUCAAACACGCCAUGCAACUCAAUUCAGAUCACAGAGGAUGUUUGUAUCGGCAAAGAAGAUGCUGGGUGUGAUGAAGUUUUAAACGGCAAGUGUGCAUCAUGUCAGAGUGAAUUGAUACUCGACAAUGGAAUGUGUAAAAGCUGUUCCUCGUCAAUACAAAACUGCACAAGUUGCUCCACUUCAAGCACUGAGAGCAUCAUGUGCUCUGUGUGCAGAGAAGGGUUCUUUCCAGAGAAGACAUGUAAGUCAUGCAAAAUGAUAUAUGGGUGUGAGUUGUGUGUGAACUUGCUUGUUGGCAAUGUUGAAAGCACUCGAAUUUGCACGAAAUGUUUGAGUGGGUAUUAUUUGCAAGAUGGUGAGUGUCUCCAAAUCAAAAACUGUGUUGCGAACACAGAAAAUGAGUGCACAAAAUGUGAACAGAAUUAUAUUAUAGAAGAAGAUGAACGCAAAGAAUACACAACACAGCUGGGGUGUAUUGCAACUGAUGGUGUAUUUUGCACGACGUGUUCUGAUGGGUUUUACUUGUCACCAGAAAGUCGGCGAUACGGGAAGUGUGAGAGGUGUGGGAUUGUUGGGUGUUCGCUCUGCAACUCGACAGGUAGUGAUUGUCUAAGUUGUGACAAAACUCAUUUCUCAACAGCAUUGCCAACAUCACAAUGCACAGAGUGUACCACAAUAACGAUUGGGUGUUUGGAGUGUACAAGUGAGCAUUGUACAAAAUGUCAAGACGGGUAUUUCAUAGACGCCACGGAUCACAAAUGCAACUCAUGCAAAAUGAUAGAGGGGUGCACAACAUGCUCACUUGAAACGGGGAAGUGUUUCAAGUGUUUGGAUGGGUUUUAUUUGGUGAGUGGACAAUGCGCGUUGUGCAACAACACCAUCCAAAAGUGUGGAAGGUGUUCGAGUGAUUCAAAUUGCAACAGCUGUAAAGAAGGAUACUUUUUGGAGGAGAACAUGUGCCACAAAUGCAGUGAGAUAGACGGGUGUGAAAUUUGCGACGAAUCAAGUCGUCUCUGUUUUAAGUGCAAAGACUAUUACACCGGAUUAAUAGAUGGAAAUGGGUACAAAUGUGUCGAUUGUGAAACUACACACGAAAACUGUUCGAGUUGUUCGGUUGAUGGAAAUUGCACUGAAUGCAAAAGUUCCCAUAUGUUAAAAGAGGGCGUUUGUGUUGAGUGCUCAACUUCAAAUCCAAAUUGCCACGUUUGUGCAACGACAAGUUCGAGGUGUUUGUCGUGUGGUGUUGGGUAUGGUGUUGACAAGAAUGGGCAAUGUCAGAAGUGUAUUGAUGUGAAUUGUCUUGACUGUGAGUUGUAUGACAAAUGUUCAAAAUGCAAAGAAGAUACAAUUCUCACAGAUGGGAGUUGUGUGAGUUGCAGUGUUGACAACUGUAAGACGUGCGACUUGAAUGGGUUUUGUGUUGAGUGCAAAUCCAGUUAUUAUCCAAAUGAUGGCGUUUGUCAAAGCUACGACUUGAGUUCUCUGAACUGUGUUGAAACGUCAACAACCAGAAACGAGUGUCUGAAGUGCAAUAUAAAUUAUUAUUUGAAAUUGGGAAAGUGCUAUCCAUGUAACUUGUUUGAUGCCAAUUGUGUUGAAUGCAACUACAGCACAUGUUUAAAGUGUUCAGAAGGAACAUAUCCAAAUGGGGUUGGAAAGUAUUGCACUGUUGACGGCUGUGUGAAAUGCAAAACAAAAACGUCUGGUAGUAAUGUGUAUCCUGUUUGUGAAAUUUGUGCACCGGGGUACAACCUCAACUUGAAUGACGAAUUUUGUUAUCAAAACACGAUUGACAAUUGUGAAGAGUAUGAAACCAACACCAACACUUGUUUAAAGUGUAAAAAUGGUUUUGCCCUCGAUGGAACUACAUGUCAAAGUUGUUCCAAUACACUGACCAAUUGUGAAGAAUGCGCGUCAACAUCGAGUUGCACAACGUGUUCAGAGGGAUUUACUGUUGGCACAGACAACACUUGCCACACCUGUUCGGAUGUGAUGCCAAAUUGUGAUAAAUGUUAUUCUGACACUUCAAAAUGCAAAGAAUGUGCAGUUGGGUAUUACGUCACAGAAGAUUUGACAUGUUCGAGUUGUGAUUCGGUGAUAUCGAAUUGUAGCGAGUGUUACAAUUUGGGAGGUGUCAAAUGCACAAAAUGUAAUUUUGAGUCAUACAUUGAAAAUGGGAAGUGUGUCGAAGUGAAGGCAAACGAAUUCAAAACAUCAGAAACAACUUCGAAAGAGUGUCGCCUUCAAAUACAAAACUGCUACAGCUGCAACUACACGACAAGUGAUACCAUCUUUGACACAACAGCAGUUGAGUGCAACAGAUGUCUUGAUGGGUAUGGUUUUGUUUCAAGCACAACAAGAGUCUGUGAGAUCUGCCACAACGAAGUUGACUCGAGUUCUGUGUGCAUCACAUGUGAAAAUGGGUGCAAGAGAUGUUUCAUAAAAGACAACCCUACAAAAGAGCAGUCGUGUGUUGAGUGUGAGGAUGGGUUUGCAUUGAGGAAUGGAAAGUGUCCUAAAAUAGAAAACCGCGAGUAUUGUCUUGAUGAGUUGCACAAUGUCGGCUGUGAGUCGUGCGCCAACUACUAUUCGACUGUUGAAAUUGGCACAAAGUGCUCGCCAAAUAACAGAAACGCAAAUUGCUCGUUUUACAACGAAAAGGGUGAGUGUUUUGAAUAUAACGCAAAACCAAAAGUGUCAUCUUCAAUAAAAACAGAAGACGCAAGUGAUGUCAAUUGCCAAGAGGGCGAAUAUCAAAAAGGGCACUGUCGUUGUGAGUUAUGCAGAGAAGGGUUUGUGUUUGACGCAUCAAAUGAGUGCAAAGAAAACAGUAUAGCAAAUUGUCUGAAUGAAAACUCAAACAAGUGUGUGAGAUGUCUACCAACAACUCUUUUGGGCAUUUCCAACAGCGAAACGGUUUGUUCUAAAAGUGCGACAAUCAACAAUUGUGAAAUUCUAAGCUCAACUGGUUGUGUAAAGUGCGAAAGUGGAUAUUACAUGGAUGGGAUAGAGUGUGAGCGAUGUGAUAAGAACUGUGAGCAGUGUGACACAAAUGCAACGACAUGCAUAUCGUGCUAUUUUGGAUAUAAAAUAUCAUGUGCGAAAUUUUUGAGUGAUGGAGGUUGUGCAAUAUGCCAAAACGGGUAUUAUUGGCAAGGGAGAAAUUGUUACAAAUGUGGCAAUAAUUGCACCACUUGUUCACAGAGCGAAGGCAAUUGCCUGGCGUACAAUAUUGAUAACGGAUUUUAUCAGAACGACACAAAUGGGAUUUAUUGCAUUUCGGUUAAAGAACUUGCAAACUGUUUGAAGUAUGAUAUAUUUGGGUGUGUUCAAUGUGAAAAUGGGUAUUUCUUGGACAGAGGGAAGUGUGAGAUUUGUGCCAAGAAUUGUGAGUUGUGUGUGUCAUCUGAUUUUUGCCAAAAUUGUGUUGAUGAUUAUAUUUUAACAAAUCGUAAAUGUGAGUAUUACACUAAUAUUAAGUAUUGUGCGAGUGCUACAAAUGGUUUAUGUUCAAGUUGCUCACCAAAAUAUGAUCUCUCAAUUGAUAAAUUAAGUUGUAUCAAACAUCAAAACAAGGCGCUUUCAAUUGCACUUCCUGUUGUAAUUACAGUCAUUAUUAUUAUAGUAUUAAUAGUCACAUUGUUUGUGGUGUGUCUCUUGUACACAUCGCAUAAAUUAAAGUAA